GUAAGAAGUUAAUAGAGUAAGAAGUUAAUAGAGUAAGAAGUUAAUAGAGUAAGAAGUUUAGAAGUUAUUGUAAAAUGUGGUGUACGGAUGUGGUGUACAGGCCUAAUUCUGAAUCUCUCCCCUCACCGCAUUCAGAUUUACCCCACCAGAUUGAAACCCUCGCACCCGUGCACCACGGCCACCACCCCCCGACAGGGGUGCCCCGCCGGGCCCAGGCCUUCCUGCCCACCCUCCAACCCUACGCACCAACCCCUGUCCAUCAACCCACUCAUCGGCUCCCCAUCACCACGUCCUUAGCCUCUUGCUCCUGAUCUUCGUGACUCACGCCCCGGCGCACGACCAAAGAGGCACAAGGUUCUGUUGGUGGGCGCACGCCGCCUUUCCGGUGAAACCCGCCUUUUAUUUACCAUUUAACGACGCUUUCUUUUUUUCUUAAGCGAGCAAAACAUCAGAAAACCAAAGAAACAACGCACUACUCAGCAAAAAAUCAAUGAGAAAACAAAAAAAAAUUUUCUUCUUUUAAUUAAAGCUUUCACUUCUUCUUAACCAAACCUUUAAACCCU
Messenger RNA from Hyphopichia burtonii NRRL Y-1933, 563 nucleotides. RefSeq lists its product as uncharacterized. The coding region runs from base 75 to 311 and encodes 78 amino acids. Lineage: Eukaryota; Fungi; Ascomycota; Pichiomycetes; Serinales; Debaryomycetaceae. The transcript has a single exon. The record is from RefSeq and is a predicted model, not a curated record.